UUUAGGAGGCGGAGCGCGGUAUAACGUUAGCUUCUGUCCCUUUAAAAAAAUCCCUUUAUUUUUAAAUGGUUGCAAGCCAUAGAUCAUAAUUAAAAACACACUUUCCCUCCGUUGUUUGUGUGAGGGUGUUAAAUAGAAACACUAUUUCGACAUAAAACGGAUCUGAUCGUUCGACAGGAGGCUGCGCAGAGGAACCGUUGGGCCGGGACUUGAAGUGAGGAUGGAGGAGGUGCAGCAGAACAGCAGUAAUGGAACUGAAACUCAGACUGUCACCAUUCCCACCACCAUCAGUGCUUCCCAGAUCUCACAGAUAGCUCACCAGAUGUCUCUGGGGGGCUCUCCUGUAACACUGGUUCAGCUCCCAGGUGGCCAAUUCCAGGUGCAAGGGGUCAUUCAGUCAUCAGUCAUCCAGUCUCCACAGGUGCAGCCAGCACAGGGUCAGUCAGAUACUGACGACUCCCAGGAUUCCUCUGACAGCACAAGCUCCGCCCACAAGUCCCGUGAGAUACUGGCCAGGCGCCCCUCCUACAGGAAGAUUCUAAAUGAGCUGUCCGCAGAGGAGGUAACAUCUCGGAAUGAAGGAGAGGAAGAAAACACUUCCUCCACAGCGGCCACCACCAUGACCGUCCCCACGCCUAUCUACCAGACUAGCAGUGGCCAGUACAUUGCCAUCACACCCAACGGAACCAUUCAAUUGGCCAGCCCAGGCACAGAGGGCGUGCAGACCCUUACCAUGACAAACUCGGGCACCACACAGCCAGGCCCCACCAUCCUGCAGUAUGCCCAGACCCCUGAUGGCCAGCAGAUCCUGGUGCCCAGCAACCAGGUGGUGGUUCAGAGUGCUGGGGGAGAGAUGCAGACCUUCCAGAUCCGCACCACGUCCAACACCAGCUCCUUGCCCCAAACUGUGGUCAUGACGUCCCCCGUCAACAUCUCCUCCCAGGGCUCCAAGACGGAUGACCCACAGAUGAAAAGGGAGAUCCGGCUAGCCAAGAACAGGGAGGCGGCGCGCGAGUGCCGCAGGAAGAAGAAGGAGUAUGUGAAAUGCCUGGAAAACCGGGUUGCUGUGCUGGAGAACCAGAACAAGACACUGAUUGAGGAGCUGAAGACAUUAAAGGACCUUUACUGUGUCAAGACAGGGUAACGAGUCGGACCUCACAGCAGCUUGUUAUGGACCACUGGGAGACUGGGAACAGCGUUCAUUUCUAACCGUAUUCCUUUGUUUUUUUAUUCUUUGUUAAAAUGUGCUUAUGAGCAGCUGAACGAACAGAAAAAGGUUGUUAAAAAAUUGUGGCAAUUUUCAUGUGGAUUUUUUUUAAGUUGAGAAAUAAUGGAUGACUUCUCCAAACCCAUUUUUAUCUUGUUUUAUUUUAUGAGCACAGAAAAGCUGGAAUUGCAAACAUAUAAAAAUGCAGUGCUUUGGCAUUUUCUAAUUUUUGCAAGCCAACCAUUUUUUCCCCUUCAUUUUUAUUAAUAGAGCAGUUAGUGAUCUACAGUUUUAAUCUCUGUAAGAGCAGCAUUAUUGUGAGUGUAACUAUGACUUUGUGAUCAUGUAUCUCUUUUGUAAGUAAACACUUUUCAGUUGUUUCUCUCCUUUGUUGAGGACAUGGUGCAGAUGUUCUGCUUUCCCUGGAACUGUCAAUGUAAGGACUUCUGUGGGUCAUGUUCCCACCAGGACAGUUUAUCAAGGAGGGUGAGGGAGGGGGUGAUGUUUGGUUUGAUCCAAUAAAUCAAAUAUCACUGACUUGGUAAGUGAAUGAAAAUAAAUAUUUUUUUCCAAUCUUUAUUUCCGCUGUAAAAAAUAUCUUCUAGGAAGAACAGGGCAGAGGCUGCCCUCUUGUGAAAAGGCCACUUGUGUUGGAGGGUUUGUCCUGAAUACAGACGGUUGUGGGUUCAGCCCCCAGCUGACUUGUGCAAAGCCUCAGUCUCAGCAUGUCACCCACCACCUCUCUGUUUGGCAGUGAAUGAGGUGAACUCUGCUUCCUGGCACCUAUGAUAGCCAGACAUCCUGUCCUCAUAGUGACCCUGCACGUCAAGCUUCUCCAUGCCUGUAAAAUUGAAUGUCUCAUGUCCCCAAGCACCCCUCUGCUCACCACAGAAGAGAGAUUUGGGUUUUGUAUUUCGGCUGGUCACACGUGCUUGUCUUGCCGUUUCGAACAUAUGGAUGUCAUGGUAACCCUGUUAAAUAUGCUAACAAAAUGAUGUACUUCCAGUUGUUACCACAUAGAAAAACAGCACAACCAACACCAUUGGGAACUUUUGUGACAACCUUGAAACAGCAGAAGCGGACAUUUCUUGAAGAUAAAACCAAUGCUAAGCUUCACAGAGCAAAAACAGAGCAAAACCACACCUUCUGUCUGCAUAAGUGCAGGUCAUGACUUUUUUCCUCAGUCAUUUAUGUAGUGAUGAAAUCUGUCAGUUAACUCAUUCAAAGUUGUUGACUCACUGUGCCAAUGGAUUGUGGUUUGGUCGUGUGUGAACACACGCAUGGUUGAAGAUCGUAAUACAGUUGUGGGAAAGGUAUAUGUCCACUGCCCCUGUGAUAAUGUGAGAUUUGUUCACAUGUGCAAAAACCUCCCAGUGUCAAAUUUGCAUCAGCUUUAAGAGUAAAUCUUUGGGUGAAUGCGGCAUAUGCAAAAAAGAGGUGCAAUGUUGUUGCUGUUCUGCGGACCCAGGCCAGCAGGGGGCACUCCAUUGCUUCAUUCCACAAGGGGACUGUAAUGCAGUACUUUCUCCUCGGUUCAACAAAGUACAUAUAAACAGAAACUACAUAAAUAUUACUAAACAAUAGUAGGCGCUGUGGAGCUGUGUAGAAUUUCAUUCAAGAAUACAAAGCUAUUUCUGAUAUAAAGCAGGAUAGCCAAUAAAGGUCUAUCGUUUAUUUGUUUAGUA
Molecule: messenger RNA, 2892 nt
Organism: Megalops cyprinoides (Indo-Pacific tarpon)
Lineage: Eukaryota; Metazoa; Chordata; Actinopteri; Elopiformes; Megalopidae
Gene: atf1
Product: activating transcription factor 1
Exons: 8
Coding region: 221-1144 (307 amino acids)
Biological process (GO): regulation of transcription by RNA polymerase II
Cellular component (GO): nucleus; ATF4-CREB1 transcription factor complex
Molecular function (GO): RNA polymerase II cis-regulatory region sequence-specific DNA binding; protein binding; DNA-binding transcription factor activity, RNA polymerase II-specific
Source: RefSeq, a predicted model, not a curated record